CGCUGGAUUUUUUUGUUCAUGUCUUGGUUCCCGCCAACGACAGAGUUCCGAACCAGGUGAACUCUCAGGGGAAGUUGACGCUAGCAGGGUAGAUCCCAUUCUGCGGAUCCGGCCCCCAGCACGCAGGCCUCAGACAGAUCCGGUCUUACAUCCCUGAGCUGUAUCCAAAAACAUUCAACCCCCGAGCUUUUCUUGCGUGUCCCAUCUCACACAUCUUUCUUGUCAUCCCGAAACCACACCUUCAUAUCCGUUUCCUUUGGGUAAAACCGGAAGGCAUUGGUCCAACUACUUGACAGUCAUUUGUUUUAUCUGGUCCCAUUUCCUUCCCAUUUCGUCAUUACGCAGAGGCCUGCGCGCUUCACCCAUAAUCCAGCAACAUGAGCUACGGAUACGGCGCAAGACAAAACCCAUUCGACCAGCGCGAUGGCGGCGGCAAUGCUGGAUACGGCGGUGGCCUGCCGGCUGGACCAAGGGCAGGUGGAAACCGAUACAACGAGGGUGCGCCCAUGGCACAUGACGAGUAUAGUUCCAAUAACGUUGAGAUGGCUUCGCUCGCACAGAACGCCAGCUCCUUCGGGCAAGGAGACCCAAAUGCGAUUUUGAACGAGUGUGCCGACAUCGACCGCGGAAUUAACACGAUCGACCAAAACCUGAACCAGAUGAAGAUGCUGCAACAGCGAGCGCUCGACGAUGCCGACAGCUCGGCCUCCAGCAGUACCAACCGACAGCUCGAUACCCUCAGCAGCGAGACGAUGGCGCACUACCGUUCCCUAACUGAACGGGUACGCACGGUAAAAAGCAACCCAGAAAGCCAGCAGCCUAAGAACGCUCCUCAAGUUGGACGUGUUGACAGGCGGCUGAAACAAGCUAUCCAAUCUUACCAGCAAGUCGAGUCCCAGUUCCGCAAGAAGACGCAAGAGCAAAUGGCAAGACAAUACCGCAUCGUUCGACCAGAUGCCGACGACAGCGAAGUACAGGCAGCGGUUGAGGAUCCAAACGGUACACAAGUCUUCCAGCAGGCUUUGAUGCAGAGCAACCGUCGUGGUCAGGCCCAAUCCGUAUUGAACGCCGUCCGGGACCGACACGCGCAGUUGGAGAAGAUCGAACAGCAGAUGAUUGAGCUGGCUCAGCUGUUCCAGGAUAUGGACACCCUCGUUGUUCAGCAGGAAGUUGCUGUGGCCAACAUCGAGCAGAAGGCCGAGGAAACCGUCGAAAAUUUCGAUAAGGGUAAUGAGGAAAUUGCUGUUGCUGUCAACACCGCAAGGAAGACACGCAAGAAGAAGUGGAUCUGCUUGGGUAUCAUCGUGGCCGUCAUUUUGGUCAUUGUUAUCAUCGUGGUCGUAUAUAUCAUGAUCAACAAGAAAGCCGACUCAUCAACCACUACUAAUACUACCAACACCAAGCGUUGGCUUUCUGACACGCCGAGCAACGCUGCUCGUUCGUGGAACCAAGGCAACGAUGUCCCAGAGCUUCUCACUAAGAGGAGUGAAAGCGAAUCCGAUUUCGAGAAGCGAUAUAUCAAACUUUUCCGUGGUGAGACGGCGAAAGUCGGCCGAUCCGUGGAAGAAAGCGAGAAGCGGUGGGUUGCUUCCGCCGAGUACAUUCCCGACGAUGGGUCUGCCAAGAAGCGAUGGGUCGACGGUGGAGCUGGUGCAAACCAUCAACCAGUGUCUAGAUCCUUGCGACUUCCUGGUGGUCGAAGGGCGUUCGCUCCCGGGCAAGCGAUGGUUCCGGAUGCCAUAUAAGCGCCACCACACACGGUUGCAUUGUCAGGAGAACGGUCCACAUAUUCACAGGCUACACGCCACACGUAUUCUUUUACGUCCACAACACAGUUUGGAGUCGAGGCGCUAGAUCCUGGUACAUCUGCUAGAUCUGUAGACUUGACCUCAAAACAGAAGUUGGUCGGUGGGGGGGAGGGUUGAAAAUUGGUCCAUUUUAUGUUUCUAAGCUCACAGCUGCUAGCGAACCUGGAAAUAUACGGUUUGUUCUGGCUUAAUAUGAGCCUAGGAACUUGACCAGCCUGUUUGGUAUAUAGUCCUGGAUCUGGUUUCCAUAUGAAAGGGUUGUAUAAGGUACUGGGUAGAAAGACAAAGGCAUUGGUUGCUUUUCUGGCGUUCAUAGUUUACCACUUAACUUUUUGUACUGAGAAUGGUCUUGUUGCUGGGCAUACUACCAUUGCUAAUCUGAUUCACAAACUGCCCGCCAGUACAAUCUGCAUCCUUGAUGUCUUUGACCGCCC
Messenger RNA from Pseudomassariella vexata, 2242 nucleotides. RefSeq names its product t-SNARE. Gene Ontology annotation, molecular function: SNARE binding; SNAP receptor activity. Bases 378 to 1745 code for a protein of 455 amino acids. NCBI's taxonomy places the organism in Eukaryota, Fungi, Ascomycota, Sordariomycetes, Amphisphaeriales, Pseudomassariaceae. Gene Ontology annotation, cellular component: endomembrane system; SNARE complex; plasma membrane. The record is from RefSeq and is a predicted model, not a curated record. The transcript has 5 exons. Gene Ontology annotation, biological process: exocytosis; intracellular protein transport; vesicle fusion.